Messenger RNA from Mya arenaria, 1671 nucleotides. RefSeq lists its product as uncharacterized. The record is from RefSeq and is a predicted model, not a curated record. The coding region runs from base 1 to 1671 and encodes 556 amino acids. Lineage: Eukaryota; Metazoa; Mollusca; Bivalvia; Myida; Myidae. The transcript has 2 exons.
AUGGAUGUUUACGCUAACUUAUUCAGACAAACACAGGAAUUGCUUACAGAUGCGCACGCUUCUUUAAAGCGUGUGCAGAAGUGCUCUGCAGCGGCGAGAUCAGAUGCACAUGCAGCACACGAGAACAUAAUAAAGGCAGCGCGCGAAUCUCUGCAUCGCGUGCUAAAGGAGAUUGAGGAAUUUGAGCGAUCUGAAGUGGACGACAUCGCACAAUAUAUGGAAAAGAUCGGCAAUCUGCAAUACAGAUUCGGGUCAUACUCCCGCGUUGCGAAAAUGAAUGAUAAGAAAGCGAACGUUGAACAGGAACUUGAGGUUACCACCAUUUACCUCCGAUGUGGAAGGGAAAUCACGUUUCGCCAGGACCCGAAUGCAGAAAAGUUUAUUUCUGACGGGUGCAUUGGAACGCUCCUCACAAGAACGGGUAUGAAUAUCGUAAAUUAUGAUUCUGAUACGUCGCUUAAGUGCACCGUGGACGGUUUUGAAAUGGCUGACUUUAACGCGCAUGCAUGCAAAGGGGAUGUUGGAUUCCUGGGCCACGAUUUCACCGACAACCUCCAGGCUGUUCAAUAUAUUCCUUUCCGAUCGCCAAGAACGCUUCUUGAGCGAAGCUGGUCGGAUAGCUCGAUAAACAGUAUUUCUGACAAUUUGUUCUACGACGCUGAAACUGAUGCACUUUGUGAAAAAUCGUUCGUACCGAAAAUCCUGAAUUGUACUGUUGGAUCGAAAUCUGUCGACUGCAUAAGUAGCAUAACACCAAGCACACAUAAGGAAACUGGACCCAUGACACUUUACAGGGCGCUUCCCUUGUCUACAUUAAUACAAGAAGAGCCAGAGUUGUUCGAUUUUCAGCAACUGUCCCAUUUUGAAGCUAAUAAACACCGGACGCCUUGUGUAAUACCGGACAUCGUGAUUUUGCCGGACGGAAGGCUCGUUUUGGUCGAUCAUUAUCAUAGCAACAUUCAGCUGUUUGACCAAGACUUUAAGAAUUUAUCCGAGGAGCCCGUUUCGUUUCCCAUGGGAAUAUGCAAAAUUGACGCGAAAACGAUUGCUGUCACAUUGCGGCGAGAUAGAGAAAUUGUUCUGUUCAAAGUAAAAGAGAAGAGUUUAGAGAAAAUUAGUUCCCUCUCAGUACCAUGUAAUUUCUACCUUUGGCAAGUUGCACACAGAUUGGACCGGUUGUUCACCAUUUGCGACGAAAAUAAUAUCCACGUGAUUGAUACCAAAGGUAACCAAUAUAGUAAAAUCAAGUCAGGCGUUCCUACUCAUCAAGGAUUUAUUCGCAACUUCGACGUCAGCGACGACGCGGAAACCUUGUUUCUAUGCGAACGUAGCGCGCUCAGGUGCAUAACCAUACUUGGGGAAACCGUUUGGCGAAUAACUAGUUUGGAUUUGCCCGAAGCAGACAGAAACUUACAACACUUUGUUUUUGAAGAUGUCAUUUAUCAUCAAAAGAGGCUUUUUGGAUCUCUGUGGAAAGCGGGAAAGAUAGCCCAUAUCAGUAUUGACGGUGAAAUUGUUCGCUACGUUGUUACACGGGAUCUUGAUCAUCCAAGGGCUUUAUCAAUAGGUGCAGGCAAAUUGGUUGUUACCCAAUUUUCGCCGAAUGUAAAACCAACCAAAAACAGAACGGUUAAUGUUUAUCAAAUGGACUUGGAAGACAACCCGAUUUAA